AUGUCACUGCUUAUGUUAAAAGAUAAAAUUCGUGCAUCUACCGUCUGCAAGAAAUGGCGUGAAGCCGCUAAAUCUGUUAGGGUUUUUCAUAAGCAUCAAUGGUUUGUCUCCAUUCCUACAUUUGGAAACUCUAUUAAUCUUUUCGAUCCAUUGGAGAGGAAGAAGUACACACUGAAUCUGCCCGAGAAAGGUGUAACUGAUGUUGCUUACUCAAAAGACGGAUGGUUGCUUAUGCGCAGAUCAUCCUUUGUGGAAUUCUUCUUCUUCAACCCCUACUCUCGGGAGCUCAUAAGCUUGCCAGACAAUGAAUUGCCAUAUCAGGCAAUUGCUUUCUCUUCUGCCCCUACAUCAGAAACUUGUACUUUGGUCACAUUAAACCGUAUUUCAGAAUGUAUUGUGGCCAUCAGCACUUGCUAUCCUGGAGCAACUGAGUGGAUAACCAAAAAGUUUCAUUUCUAUCUUGCUUUUGGCCCCAAUGUCCAUAGCAACCUUGUAUGUGUUAAUGAUCGCUUCUACUGCUUCACCUCAGGAGGUGUUUUAUUUGAAUUUGAUCCAGCUUCUCGCACAUUGAGUCAUCAAGCAUGGGAUGAUGUUAGAUUCCCAGAAAUUCAUAACAAUGAAUGGUCGUAUCUGCCAAAGGAACUGUACUUGAUGGAGCAGAAAGGAGAGCUAAUUCUCAUGUAUACAUAUGGCGCUGAGAAACCAGUGAUGUAUAAGUUGGUCUCUUCAAAAUGGGAAGAGAUGAGUAGUACACUAGACGGCUUGACAAUCUUUGCAAGUAUGUAUUCCUCGGAGACCAGAAUGGAUGUUUUAGGGAUGAAGAACAGCGUGUACUUCCCAAAGUAUGGCUUACGUAACAACAUGCAAUGUGUAUCCUACUCAUAUAAUGAUGCCAGGUACUAUCCGGGUCAGCCGGAACGACGAUUACUAUGCCCUGUUGAUAGUCUUUGGAUCGACCCACCACCAUUUCUAAUGUAA
Brassica oleracea var. oleracea is the source of this 978-nucleotide messenger RNA. Its product is annotated as F-box protein At4g00893-like. Gene Ontology annotation, molecular function: protein binding. Lineage: Eukaryota; Viridiplantae; Streptophyta; Magnoliopsida; Brassicales; Brassicaceae. The transcript has a single exon. The record is from RefSeq and is a predicted model, not a curated record. The coding region runs from base 1 to 978 and encodes 325 amino acids.